CGGCCAUACACUGGGCCCUUGCACGUCCGCUCCAAUUGCCCGCCGCGCUCCCUCUCCGCCCUCAACCUGCCGCACGCCCCCGCAGGCAUCCGUGGUGUUGUGUCGCCCGCGCAAAUUCCAGCACGCUACCGCGCAACCACAACAGGCAUCCGCUGUUCUUGGACACAUUCAUAUUGACAAUCCCUUCAUUCGCCCUCCGUGUUCUCCCGUCUCUGCCCUUCAGCGCGACCCCACGGCCUGAAUAUUAAUACACUGGCGCCGCGGCUGCUUUGAGGUUUGCAUCCACCACAGUGCACCGUUUUAAUGGCCCCGCAGCCAUCCUCACACAUUUUCCAGAAGCUCAAGCUCGAUACCUCGGCGCCCCACAAGCGCGUCUCUUCGACUUUUGAUUCGAUCCCGCGCCCAGACUCCAUCCAUGCGCAGUCGCAGGAUGACCUCGAGCAUGUCGAGGGCCACAAGAUCACCGAUGGCCCCUUCAAGACCCGUCACCACAACGGCUCCCAUGGCCACAUAGCCGCCUAUGAGGGCGGCGUGGGCCGCUCGCUGGGGCGCACCGUCAGCAAUGAGAGGACCAUCGAGGACUUGUUUCGCCGGCGCAAGACGUCCAUCAGCUUCGACAAUGAGGUCCAGCUCGACACGGGCGAUGUCGUCGGUCUGGAGGUUCCUGUGCCCAAGCCGAGCGCGCGACAGUCGCCGUCCUACACGCCCGAAGAGGGCAGCUACUCGGAGGGCGACUACCUCGAGAUGCCCUUCAACUCGCGCCGGGCUCUGUCGCGCCAAGCAACCGCCCAUGGACGCUACCCAUUGCUCCAGACCACCGUCGACGAGAUGGCCACAGACCCUGAGUACAACGACCAGGUCGCGUCCCUUACUUCUGAAGCCACCGCCUCGCCGCUUGAAGAGGCGCGAACGCCAAUCGAUGCUCGCAACGAGUACAUGCUGUCUCCACUACCCUCCACUAGCUCGCCGUUGGAAUUCCCGCUGUUCUCACCCAUGAGCCGCGGUCCGACCAGGAAUAGAAGCUUCCGAACGGAGAUCAGCGAAGACGGCAGUCUGAGGCGAGCCAGUCGGCGGUCUUCCGGCCGCUCGGGUCGCUCCCUUUCCUCCAUGUCUCCCGCCGCCUCUUUCCUUGCACGCUACAAGGCUUCAGAGGCACCGCUGAGAGAGCCGCAGCCAGACGACGAGGGCCAGGGUCUUGGCUACGAUAACGAGUACAUCAUUGGCAAGCAGAUUGGUUACGGUGGGUUUAGCAUCGUCAAAGAGGUUACGAGCAUGGAGAACGGGAAGCCGGUGGUUGACGCUGUCAAGAUUGUACGGAAGCAGCAGAGUAACAAAUCUGAGUUCGAGAACGAAGCGCUACAAAGCCAGUUCGACCAUGAGGUGGAAAUGUGGCGCUUCCUGCGCCAUCCAUAUAUUCUCCCCCUCAUCAAAGUCUACACCACCGACUAUGCCACGUUCUGUAUUACGAAAUUAAACAAAGGCGGCACACUGUUUGAUUUGAUACGCGACACACGGCGACAACAAAAGGUCGGACUUUCAAAGCAGCUGGUGAAGCGUUACGCCUAUCAGUUGGCUUCUGCGUUGCGCUAUUUGCAUAACGACGUGUGCGUGGUUCAUCGCGACGUCAAACUCGAAAACUGCCUUCUCGAUAUGACUGCACCCGACGCCGCGACCGCGGGUGGCGAUGUACUCCUGUGCGACUUCGGCAUGGCAGAUUUCAUCGUGCGAGACGAUCGCGAAGGCCCCGAGCCGCAUUCCAGUGGACAAAACCCGAACAUCGGUCCCGCCGACACUAGCACAUCGGUGCAGGGCAGUCUACAGUACGCAGCACCCGAGCUAUUCAGCAGCACUGGAGCUGUCAUGUUUUCCCCCGCGGCCGACAUUUGGGCGUUCGGCGUCGUGCUCUACGCGCUGCUCACCGCGACUCUCCCUUUCAACGAGGGCCUAGACGCAAAGACCACCACGAAAAUUUUGAACGGCGAGUGGGAUCAGGAGCUCGUGCGCACUGCGACGGCGUUGCAGGACGGUGGCGCCGAGGAGGCGCUCACCCUGUUGAAGGGCUGCCUGAACAUGGAUGCCGAGCAACGCUGGACCGUCUCUGACAUUCUCGACUGCUGCUUUCUGCGCGACUGCGCUGAUCAGUACGAGGGCGUGUCGCGCUCUUGGACCCCCAAGGAUUGAAGGGCAUGCGCCCUUCCUUGACCUACACGACCUAUACAGAUCGGAUUGAUGAUGCUGGACACGAUACCCCUCUCACUUUUCUGCUUCUCUCAUCAUCGCAUUUUUACCUCUCAGCACUUUGUUUGCUACUUUAUGGAUACCCUGUUUCGCCCCACUCAGUCAUUGGGCGGUAGUCUAUUGUUGUUCGAUUUUUGCUCAAUUGGUUCCUUGGGAUACGCAUGCAAGCGUUUCGCGUUCAUUGUACUAGAGCAUAGUGAGCAGUGCAGACUGCAGUUGCGACUAAUACUAGAGUGUCAAAAGUCAUGUUUGAGUGUUACAAUAGUCUCUCCCUUAUCAACGAAGUGCUUUACUUAGGCCA
Messenger RNA from Boeremia exigua, 2539 nucleotides. Its product is annotated as kinase-like domain-containing protein. The transcript has a single exon. Gene Ontology annotation, cellular component: cytoplasm. Lineage: Eukaryota; Fungi; Ascomycota; Dothideomycetes; Pleosporales; Didymellaceae. Gene Ontology annotation, biological process: protein phosphorylation; microtubule cytoskeleton organization; intracellular signal transduction. Gene Ontology annotation, molecular function: protein serine/threonine kinase activity; tau-protein kinase activity; ATP binding. The record is from RefSeq and is a predicted model, not a curated record. Bases 304 to 2181 code for a protein of 625 amino acids.